AUGACUGGGUCUUCCUCUCAAGCGAUUGAGAUCGGCGGUAGCCGAACCGAACGGGUCGAUUCUGACCCGAGUGAGGACAUGUCGUACAUAGGAACUCCGAUGAACGUCACCAGUCCGGCUAAUUUAAUUGGAGCUUCUUUCGUGGACGUACAAAACGAAUCCCUUGGGCCUUCCGUAGAUGGAGCAACAGCGGUAUGUUUGUAUUCAUCAGAAGUUGUAAAUCUGAAACCGACCCUUUUAAUCAAAAUUCUUCUUCUUCUGUCGUCGCCACGAUUUCUUAUACCACGUGCAUGUGCCUAUAGGAAAACCAUGCAGAUAGGGAAAAGAAAGAAACAAGGCCAUGAAGAUAAGAGACGAACAUUGCAUGAAGCAAACUACCAAUUUGGAAAUCCAAUGCCACCAGUAAAAGAAGAAGAUGAAAAUGAUUUUCCGCUGUUACCUGGAGAGUGCCGGGUAAAAGUCGACGGGGCGAAUGAUUGGCCGAUCAUUGGCGGAACGAUCAUUGUCACAAAUUACAGAGUAGUGACUAUCAAAAUUUCGGAGGAUAAGAAAAGAGUACAUAUCUUCCCAAUAUCGGAAAUUGAAACAAUGGAUCUCUCUAACGAUAAUUCCAUUCAUCUGUUAAUGAAGGGUGGACGAUCAACAUACUUGUACUGCAAUAACAAUAAGGACGCUUAUUUUAUCCAUCAACUGAUAAUGCCCGCUCUCCAGCGACUGAAUCGUAGUGCAACAGUACUUUACGCCACAAGGCCGCAGGAUUGGACAUCAAAAAACGAUACAGCUCCUUUGGCGACAGUCAAUCACUUCGCAUGGUCAUUCUCUGAAGCGGUGGACGAGCUUGAACGGUGCGGACAACUUCCUUCCUGGUUGAAACGAGCUGAUUCCGUAGCAUAUGAAAUCACACAAGUCGAUUUUGAACGAUUAGGGAUGUCAGAACACUUCCGAAUCUCAACUGUUAAUUCAACCUUCAAAGUUUGUGCUACUUAUCCGGAAAAGGUGAUUGUUCCGAAAGGAAUCUCUGAUGAAGAAAUCGAGAGAAGCGCUCCAUACAGAUCGAUUGGCCGAUUCCCUGCUGUCAUCUGGAGGUGCCGCAAAACUCGUGCUGUUCUUUUGCGCAGCUCACAACCACAAGUUGGAAUCUUAUCUUGGAGAAACACCACAGACGAGAGAAUCAUCGAGGAAGUUGUGAGAACAAGUCGAAUUGAAGGAGAAGAGAGGAAACAAUUCAUUAUCAUGGAUGCACGUGGCUACGCUUCAGCAUUCGCCAACCGAGCAAGAAGUGGUGGCUUUGAGAACACAGAGUACUACCAACAAGCCAAACUCGAAUUCCUUGGUCUACCAAACAUCCAUGCCGUUCGUUCCUCAUUCACAAACAUACGUACCAUGCUCCACGCACCAGUCAAGGAAAACGAACUGUUAUUAAACAGCCUUCAAGCAACAGGAUGGCUCACAAAUCUGAGCAGUCUACUUGUUCAAGCCACUUCAUGUGCAGAUCAUUUGGCCAAAGGGCAUUCAGUUCUUGUGCAUUGUUCUGACGGCUGGGAUAGAACUACUCAAGUAACGACAUUGGCUAAGAUCAUGUUGGAUGAACACUACCGAACUGUGGAAGGUUUCGAAGAGCUAAUUCGACGAGACUGGAUCGCUUUUGGUCACAAACUGUACGAUCGACAGAUUGGUACCUACACUACCUGGUCUGAUAGUGGUGAACGGUGUCCGAUUUUCCUACAGUUCCUUGAAGCGGUGCGACAUCUUCAACGAGAACAACCGACUGCUUUCCAGUUUUCCCAUGCUUAUUUGAUCAAACUUGCGAAGCAUGCCUACUCUGGUCUGUUUGGUACUUUCCUAUUCAACUCUCAUAAGGAAAAACGAGACGCCAUGACUAAAUGGGAUGCAACACUGGUAGAAAUUUGGAGAUAUAUCGGAGCACAUAAUGAAGAGUUUGUGAAUCAGUCGUACGAUGAGCGGUAUGCUGGACCAUUGAAAACAAUCAACGUCUCAAUCAUCAAUUUGCGUGUUUGGCAUGAAGUGUUUGCUGAUGAGGGAGAGCGUUAUACGAUGAUCUACGGCAGUAAAGAUGAGCGGCCGUCGUCCGGCUGCGCUACUCCAAUCACAUCGUCUUCUUCGGGAAAUUUGGUCAAAAGCAAAAGUUCGGAGAGUAUCAAUUCGUUGAAUGUCGACGGAUCGAACCAUCAGUUAGCCAAUGCUUCAACUCCUGCAACGACUGAAGGAGGAAACCUUCCGCUGUCGACUAGUUUCUACCAGCAGUCGAUUUAUCAGUCGAAUAUCACUGGACUCGAAUCUAUUGACUGUGAUGGUUUGACCAAGUUUGAAGAUGAAGAACAAGCAAUGCUCAGGAAGAAGAAUAAGGCUCGUGAAGAAGCGAUUCGUCUUCGUGAUAGACAAAUUGAGGAGCUUCGAAGACGAGCUGAUAUCGAGAAAAUGCUCAGCCCAAUCAGAGGUGACGCAGACGACAGUGAUAUUGACGUUGCAUCUCUGGAACGAGCGUCGUCAGAUUUAUCAAUCAUGGAUCCAGAUAGAGAGUUGCCGAACUUCAGACCUAACACAACAUGGGAAGCGGAGGCUCCAAAUUGCUGUCUCUGUAAAAAGGAGUUCAACAAAAUGAGUGUGUAUCAAGAGGAUAGGCAACAUCAUUGUCGGAACUGUGGACGAGUUGUUUGUGAAGAAUGCUCGAAGCAGAGAUUUGCGGUUGUGGAAGAAGGGCAGAGUGUACAGAAGAGAGUAUGUGAUAAGUGCUACGAAUCGAUGCAUGAGCCAGAACCAAGACUAAAUAGAACAGCAUCUCUGAGUGAAAUGUCGUCCUUUGACUCGACGUCUUGUGGUCCAACAUUUCCACAUGCAUCAUCUCCAUCAUCUUCAUCACUCAAUAUGCUGACUUCGAUAUCAUCACCAACUCGAUCUCAACCAGUACCCUCAUCGUGUAAAUCUUCUUCCAACUCGAUCUCGUCCCCCCGUCCUUCACCUGGCGAGUUUAGCAGGCAUAGCUCUUCACAAGCCGUGAAAGGUUGA
Messenger RNA from Caenorhabditis briggsae, 3027 nucleotides. It is a transcript of the gene Cbr-mtm-3, whose product is annotated as Protein CBR-MTM-3. Bases 1 to 3027 code for a protein of 1008 amino acids. The transcript is spliced from 8 exons. The record is from RefSeq and is a predicted model, not a curated record. Lineage: Eukaryota; Metazoa; Nematoda; Chromadorea; Rhabditida; Rhabditidae. Gene Ontology annotation, biological process: dephosphorylation; regulation of autophagy. Gene Ontology annotation, molecular function: metal ion binding; phosphatidylinositol-3,5-bisphosphate 3-phosphatase activity; protein phosphatase binding.